GGAACACCGUGGGAAAAUAGUCCAUACCCCUUACAAUGUCCUUUCAAUACUCGCGCUCCGACCAACGCGUUCUGCCCCCAGUGAAUGCACCUCAGACAUGGCAAGCUCCUUGACCCGCUGAUUCUACCAUUUGACCGCCUUAUCACCGCGUCAGCGGCGUCACACUAGCGGCAUCAAAUGGUGCGGGUUUCAAUGGUCAAACCAGCUGGGAGAUGGACACCGCCUGGUCAGGAGAUACUGUUCGUGAUGCCAGUGCCAAAUGACGAACAUCAGAAUUUUGUCUUUGGCGCCUGCAGGGAGCUUCUCUACGCCUCUCUACGCCCACCUUGAACUGGUGCGCGAUAAGGCCCCGGGCGAGGCGACCGUAGAUCCUGCCAGUACUUACCGGCAAAAACAUGGACGCGCCACGACCACGAACACCAUCGGACGAGAAGCUCUACGACGACGAGAAGCGGCCGGACAACGCAAGCAAUGUCGAGGCUGGCGCGCACGCAAUCCAGGCCGAGACGCACGAUGUGUACGACGAGGACGAGUCUGGGGUCGAUCCUGUCUACCUUGCCAAGGCUCGUGUCUUGAAUGAGGCAUUUCAGGAGAUUGGAAUGGGCAAGUACCAGUGGUACUUGUUCAUCGUCGCUGGGUUUGGAUGGUUCUCAGACAAUCUAUGGCCCAUCGUCACCGGCCUCAUCUAUACGCCCGUGGUAAACGAGUUCAACUUCCAGGGCCCCUUCCUCAAGCUCGGACAAAACAUUGGCCUCUUAGUCGGUGCUGCCUUCUGGGGCGUCGCUUCCGAUGUCUGGGGCCGACGAUGGUGCUUCAACCUCACGCUCCUCAUCACCGGUGUGUUCGCUAUCGCAGCAGGCGCGUCGCCCAACUACAUCGCGCUCUGUUCGCUCGCCGCUGUGUGGAGUAUAGGCGUGGGUGGGAACCUCCCUGUGGACUCCGCGGUGUUCCUCGAGUUCAUCCCUGCAUCGCAUCAGUAUCUCCUCGUCGUCCUGUCUAUAUGGUGGGCCUUCGGCCAGCUUGUUGGCAGCCUCGUCGCCUGGCCGCUGAUCGACAACUUCUCCUGCCCUGGCGGCGCUCCAGGCGACUGCCCGCGCGCGGAGAACCAGGGGUGGCGCUACUUCCUCUACGCUAUGGGCGGGCUGAUGCUCUUCUGCUUCGUCCUCCGCUUCUUCGUGUUCCAUUUGUACGAGUCGCCGAAGUACCUGAUGGGCCGCGGGCGCGACGCGGAGGCGGUCGAGGUGAUCCACAAGAUUGCGGCGUACAAUGGGUGCACGAGCAGCUUGACACUGGAGAUGCUCGAGGAGGCGGGGAGGAGAGCGGGCGGUGGUAAGCCCGGGGCGGAGGAACGGCCGAUGGCUACGAGUGCGUGGGGAGCGGUGAUGAGGCAGUUGCAGAAGUUCAGUGGGGACCAUAUUCAGUCCCUGUUCGCGACCAGGAAACUGGCUUGGUCGACAAGUGUACUCAUCGUCGUCUGGGCCCUGAUCGGCCUUGCAUUCCCUCUGUACAACGGCUUUGUGGACUACUUUUUGCAGUCCCGAGGUGCCGACUUCGGAGACGGCUCCGUCUAUAUCACAUAUCGUAACCAAGUCAUCCUGAGUGUGAUCGGGAUCCCCGGCGCCCUCCUCGCAGGAUGGAUGGUCGAGAUACCCUACAUGGGCCGCCGUGGGAGUCUUGCCCUGUCAACCGUCGUCACUGGCGUGUUCCUGUUCGCUAGCACGACUGCUCGCACUUCAGACGCGCUGCUAGGUUGGAAUUGCGCGUACACCUUCACGUCGAACAUCAUGUACGGCGUGCUCUACGCUGUCUCGCCGGAGCUCUUCCCGACGCGUGGCAGAGGCACGGGUAAUGCGAUCGUGGCAAGUGCUAACCGAGUCUUCGGUAUCAUGGCACCCAUCAUCGCGCUGUAUGCGAACCUCGCGACGAGUGCGCCGAUCUAUGUGUCGGGCGCGCUGUUCAUCGUUGCUGGUGUGAUUGCGCUGGGUUUGCCCUUCGAGCCGAGAGGCAAGGCGUCGAUGUGAGGCAUUUCAUUGAAAGCCGCGCUUUGACGUGUAUAUUCUUGGAGAGUGCAUCUUUACCAUUAUCUUGUACGAUCUCGUGAAUGCUUCCCAAUGAGCCGUGGCAUGGUGUGUGGGAUGCCAACGCUCAGACAGUAUCUGGAUCGUCCGGACUCAGAGCUCAGUCAGCGUGAUGGAUAAUUGGGCUCAGUGCAUGAUACGUACGCUGCCGCCCUGAACCUGAAAAUGGGCAAUGAGUGAUGAACGCAAGCGGCUGUAGACAGCAGCGAACUCUACUUGACAAUGG
Molecule: messenger RNA, 2304 nt
Organism: Rhodofomes roseus
Lineage: Eukaryota; Fungi; Basidiomycota; Agaricomycetes; Polyporales; Fomitopsidaceae
Product: MFS general substrate transporter
Exons: 10
Coding region: 396-2021 (541 amino acids)
Biological process (GO): transmembrane transport
Cellular component (GO): membrane
Molecular function (GO): transmembrane transporter activity
Source: RefSeq, a predicted model, not a curated record